This is a messenger RNA of Manihot esculenta (cassava), 1578 nucleotides long. RefSeq names its product fasciclin-like arabinogalactan protein 1. Lineage: Eukaryota; Viridiplantae; Streptophyta; Magnoliopsida; Malpighiales; Euphorbiaceae. The coding region runs from base 78 to 1295 and encodes 405 amino acids. Gene Ontology annotation, biological process: shoot system development; root development. The record is from RefSeq and is a predicted model, not a curated record. The transcript has 2 exons. Gene Ontology annotation, cellular component: plasma membrane.
UCCAACUGUCCUCUUCUCUCUGCCACUGCAGCACACUCAACACUGUCUCUCGCUCUCUUUAGCUCAGAACCGCCACAAUGCGGCUCUCCGCCGUUGUCUCUCUACUGAUACUACUCUCCUCCACCGCCACCCUCACCAAUGCGCACAACAUCACUCGCCUACUCGCCAAGCACCCUGCUUUCUCCACCUUCAACCACUACCUAACCUUAACUCACCUGGCCGCCGAGAUCAACCAACGGACAACCAUCACCGUAUGCGCCAUCGACAAUACCGCCAUGUCAGAGCUUCUCUCCAAGCAUCCUUCCAUCUACACAAUCAAGAACAUUCUCUCCUUCCAUGUUCUCUUAGACUACUUUGGUGCAAAGAAGCUCCACCAGAUAACCAACGGCUCAGCACUCGCCGCCACCAUGUUCCAGGCUUCAGGAUCUGCACCGGGAUCUUCAGGAUUCGUUAACAUCACUGAUAUGAAGGGAGGGAAGGUGGCAUUAGGACCGGAGGACAACGGAGGGAAUUUUAGUGUGUACUUCGUUAAAUCCUUGGAGGAAAAGCCUUACAACAUUUCGGUUAUUCAGAUCAGCAAUGUUUUACCGUCGGAAGUGGCUGAGGCUCCGACGCCGGAGCCGAGCCAGAUGAAUUUGACUGACAUAAUGUCGGGUCAUGGUUGUAAGGUUUUCGCCGAUACUUUGCUGGCUAAUCAUGAAGCUUCAAAGACAUAUCAGGACAAUCUUGAUGGCGGAUUAACAGUGUUUUGCCCUCUUGAUGAUCCAUUUAAAGCCUUCCUACCCAAGUUCAAGAACUUAACAGCAGCUGGCAAAACAUCACUACUUUUAUUCUUUGGUGUACCUGUCUAUCAAUCUCUAUCUAUGCUAAAAUCCAACAAUGGUCUCAUGAACACUCUGGCUACUGAUGGGGCAAGCAAGUUUGAUUUCACAGUGCAAAAUGAUGGUGAGGAUGUGACAUUGAAGACAAGGAGUACCACAGCCAAAAUUACUGGGACUUUGAUAGAUGAGCAGCCAGUUGCUGUAUAUACCAUCAACAAGGUUUUGUUGCCUGAAGAGUUGUUCAAAGCAGAAGCACCAACCCCUGCUCCAGCACCUGCCCCAGAGAAAGCCGCAGAUGCACCAAAAUCUAGUAAGAGUAAGGACUUGUCUUCAGCACCAUCAGACUCGCCAGCAGAUGCACCGGCAGACGACUCAGCUGAUCAAGCAGCUGAUGAAAAUGCCAGUGUGAGAGUUUAUGGUGGAAGACUUGUUGCUGUGGUGUUAAGUUUGUGGUUAGGGCUUUUGAUGCUAUAAGUAGGUAUUCGUUUUCACCAAGUUUGUGGGGGAAAAUAAGUCAGAGCCCUUAAUGGGCAUGUUAUUACUUAGUGGGGAUGUGUUUACUCUUUUUCUUUUCUUUUCUUUUUUACAAUUAUUUUUAGUAUGUGGUAUUUCUAUUUAUUUUUUUAUUCAAGGGGAUGUUCAGAGGUUUGUGAAUUCUAUUUUGUAAUAGAAGCUGUAGAUCUAUGGAUUGACACUGUUAUUGUCGCUAAUCAGGAAGAUUUUGGCAUAGUAAUAUAAAAACUGUUAUUGUGUGCAA